Molecule: messenger RNA, 1207 nt
Organism: Hypoxylon trugodes
Lineage: Eukaryota; Fungi; Ascomycota; Sordariomycetes; Xylariales; Hypoxylaceae
Product: inositol monophosphatase
Exons: 2
Coding region: 85-999 (304 amino acids)
Biological process (GO): phosphatidylinositol phosphate biosynthetic process; signal transduction; inositol metabolic process
Molecular function (GO): inositol monophosphate 1-phosphatase activity
Source: RefSeq, a predicted model, not a curated record
GCUACAGUUGCUAAAGCUUCAUUUCGAAAUGUCUCUUUCUAUUCUAAAUAAGGACUUCUUUAAGACUAAUACAAAUCACAAAAAAUGGCCGACUUAAAUCUACAAGAAAUCCAUGAUACCCUCAUCUCGGUGGCCCACGAGGCCGGCCGUAUGAUACUGUCCGCAAACCCUACUGAUAUUUCUACGGGAACAAAGUUGAAUUCCGCAGACAUAGUAACCGAAACCGACAAAGCAGUCGAAGCCCUCGUAUCCACCCGUCUCUCCGCCGCAUACCCAACAUUCUCCUUCAUCGGCGAAGAAACCUACAAACCGGGGGUCGAAGUAACAUCCGCACCGACAUUCAUAGUCGACCCCAUCGACGGGACCACGAACUUCGUGCACGGCUUCCCGCACGCUUGUAUAUCACUCGGGUUUGCCGUUGAUCGCAUCCCAACCGUCGGAGUGGUGUAUAAUCCCUACCUCGACCAAUUAUACACCGGAAUCCGCGGGCAGGGGGCUUAUUUAACACAAGGUGCGGUUUGGGGAUUGGAAGGUGGGAAGGGGAGGAAGAGUAAACUACCACUAUCCAAGAACCCGCCCCCGUUGAAGGGCUUGGAUACGAGUCUUGUGGGUAUAGAAUGGGGUAGUACGCGCGAUGGACCAAAUUACGAACUCAAAGCUGAAGUUUUUAAGAAGCUUUGCGCGAGUAAGGAGACCGGUGGUACGAUGGUGCAUUCACUUCGCAGUUUAGGGAGCGCUGCUUUGAAUUUAUGUGCGGUUGCUGCGGGGCAGUAUGAUUUAUACUGGGAGGGCGGAUGUUGGGCUUGGGAUGUAUGCGCUGCGUGGGCUAUACUGGCUGAGGCUGGAGGUAUCAUGGCGAGUGGAAAUCCGGGCGAUUGGAAUCCUCCGAUUGAUGGGCGCAAAUACCUUGCCGUGCGUGGCGCGCCGAGUGGACAGAAGGAGAUUGUGGAGGAGUUUUGGAAGGUUGUUGGUGAAGGACGGAUGGAAUAUGAGAGCUAAGAUAGUGACCUUACGCGAUACGCGAAAUCUGAGAUAUCUAGGGCUAUGAAAAGCGCGAUGGUGGUUUAUUGGAAGGGACGUGUUUUUUACAAUACGCUGUUCCGUUGAAGGGGCAUGGACAAAGAGAAGGGAUGGAGAAUUACCAAAUUAAUAGACCAUACAUACCUACAACUUACUUGGCCUAGGUACCUGGCUUACCCCAUUCCAG